Paramecium octaurelia is the source of this 1227-nucleotide messenger RNA. The record is from the annotation of a GenBank genome assembly. Lineage: Eukaryota; Ciliophora; Oligohymenophorea; Peniculida; Parameciidae.
AUGAAACCUUCAAAAUAAACUUAAAAAGUGGAAGAAAGUUAAGAAGCAACGAAUAUUGGUAUUUGUAAUCACUAAAAGAAGUGCAAGGCAUAAAGAUCAAAUAACUUGAUUAUGGUGAACUAGCCAAUACUGGUUUAUAUAAAUGUAUAUGAAAAUGCAUUCAAACAUAUUAGAAUUUUCAUUUAUUUCGAACCAUCUGCUCAAAGUCAUCUCAAAGGAUGAGUAAAGUUAUCGCUACAAAAUACACUUUGGAUUAUGCAAGAUGAUGGAGUUCAAUGAAUUAGAAUUGGUGUAUUGGCAUUUAUUGAAUCUGCAAUUUGACUACGGCAAAAAGUUACAGUCCAAUUAUUCACAAGAUAUUAAGUAACCUUAUUAAAUCGAGUUAGGAUUUGCGCUUUUCAUUAUUUUAAAGAUUUUCUCAAAAUAUAGGCAGAGUUCAUUCCUGAUAUUGCAUUAUAUAAAAGGGAGUUGUUGUUUUUAACUUUAUCAGCCUUCUACACAAUCAAAUUGUUGAGAAACAUUUAAAACUUCGACAAAAUAGGUGAGUUUAUCAAAGAGGACAAAUUUUGCGAACUUUUCAGAAGAAUAGAGCCAGCAUUUAUAAAUGUAUCUCACAACUUGACCUUGUUUGUAGUGAACCAAAAAUACAUUGAGUUGACUAAGUUUGAGUAACAAUUAGAUUAGUAAGAAAUCAAUUACAACUUUAUUGUUGAAUAAAUUCUUGAAAUGGCUCCUGCUUAUCAAAAAGAUGAAGAUUUGCCUAUCUCCAAAAAAGUGAAGAGAUAAAAAAAGAUGAUGGCUAAGAAGAUUGAGAGUAAUAAGAAGCUAGAGCAAGAAGCUUAAUAAAAAAUAGAAGCCUAAUAAUAAUAACAAUAUUAGUUUUCACAACAAUAUCAGAUUUAGUUAAUGUCAUAAAAUGACUAACAAUAUUUAAGUUAUCCCAUGGGUUCCAUUUAAUCUUCAAAAUAAUUAAAUUAAGGUUUAGCAUCUUAAGGCAAUCAACAGAUUUAAUAAGAUAAUUAUUAUUAAAAUGAUCUAUGUUCCUUUCAAUUGUAGGAUGGGCAAAACUCUUUUGGACCUAAAUUGAGAUCUCAUAAAGGUUUCUUCAAUAGUCAAGAGAGUCUCGGCCUAAGGUAUUCGAAUUAAUUCACUUCGAACACACCAAAGGAGACUUACAAUUAAAGAAACUAGACAUCAACAUAAUGGUCAAGUAGGAAUGGAAAAUGA